GCACCAAGCAUUCAGUCCAACGCUCCGGACAUAUUUUCCCUCCUCGACCUUUCCACCUCUAUUGUGGAGCGCACAUUGCAAUAUCGUCGCGCCCCGCACAGCAUUAUGGGGCUUUUCGGGCGGAAGAAAAACCCCAGCGGAGCUCCCUCGAGUUCGGGAAAACAAUCCAGUCGCUGGAAGAAGAUCUGGCGCUGGAAAUUGCGCGAUUCAAACAACAUUUCACCAGUUCAAAAUGAAUACGAAGUGAACAAUGCGGCCAGUGUUACCGGACCGAAUGCAACAUCUGUCGAGUUAUUGCAUUCCGAGUCCUGCCCAACGAACAACAACCCAAUCCCGAACGAUGGCCGUGUAACGGCAGCCUUAACGUCUUCAUGGGAUCUGGCAUAUGAAGCUCUUCGAGAAGAGAAACCAGAAAUAAUGCAGGCAUACGAGGAACUGCUGUCCAAAACCUUGCCUUACCUAAAAAAGACAUCCUAUCUAAGGAGUCUAACGAGCAGGCGAGGCCACUCCACGCGUCCAAUACCGAAAUAG
Pyricularia pennisetigena is the source of this 531-nucleotide messenger RNA. RefSeq lists its product as uncharacterized. Lineage: Eukaryota; Fungi; Ascomycota; Sordariomycetes; Magnaporthales; Pyriculariaceae. The annotation marks the transcript as partial. The transcript has 2 exons. The record is from RefSeq and is a predicted model, not a curated record.